Molecule: messenger RNA, 1035 nt
Organism: Fusarium graminearum PH-1
Lineage: Eukaryota; Fungi; Ascomycota; Sordariomycetes; Hypocreales; Nectriaceae
Exons: 7
Coding region: 1-1035 (344 amino acids)
Source: RefSeq, a predicted model, not a curated record
AUGUUUAUCUCCAUCGUUUUUGCUAUUUUACUCGGUUCUGGCUACGAUACCUGGGAGUAUCCUACACACGGACUCGGGGACAGCAAUAAGACUGUUUUCUGGGUACGGGACUUCUUACCCAAGGAUCUCCCUUCAGCGAGGAUCUUCACCUACCAUUAUCUCUCUACUGCCUUUUGCGACGGUCAGGGCAUCACUCAAGCCGCGGAUAAACUUCUCAACAAGCUAAAGAAUCUACAGGCAGAUAAUAUCGAGGUACUUGUCAGGUUCGCGAGCUUAUCUCAGUAUAAUCCGCCGUGGAAAGUCGUUCAUUGCUACGAAGAGUUGCCACUACCAGGUACCGAUUUUCGGGCGGUCGACCCAAGCCAGGAAGAAUCGUGGGCGUUGCCCCAAUUAUCGCUAUACAGUCACCAUCUUGAUUUGUGUCGUUUCAGAAGCCAGGACGAUGUCUCCUACAUCAAGGUUCUGCAAUCAUUGAGAAACAUCACUUCUGGGCUCGGCCGCUCUGUCGAUAUAGAGGUUCUUGAAAGUCUGGAAACUGAAGACACAUCGGCCAACAUCCGAGACGCCUCUCCAGGAACAUGCGACUGGAUACUGAAACAUAACACUUAUAAGUCUUGGUUGGCCAAGCCCUCCCAGCCUCUAUGGAUCACUGGUAAGGCGGGAACUGGUAAAAGCACCCUGAUGAAACAUAUCUUAGAGGCAUAUCGUCUGGAGCACACAUCAAGCCAGGCUGUGGUAUCCUAUUUCUUCUCCGCCGGCAGCGCAAACCACUCUGUGGUGAGCCUUUUAAGUUCGCUCUUGCAUCAACUUUUAAAGACGACUCCGAGUACGCGAUCCUUCGAAAUAUUUUCCAAGUUUCAUCACAGAAGGGAGCAUGAGAUCUCCGACAGCGUAAGGGAUAUCGAUAUCCUGAUGGAAAGCUUGCUUUUGUUGGCCGACAAAUCGACGGCACAAGGUGAUUCCAUUUUCUUCAUCAUAGACGCUUUGGACGAGUGUGCCGAUCCCAACAACUCAAGCUUUGGCGGAGAAGGCUAA